This is a messenger RNA of Fonsecaea pedrosoi CBS 271.37, 417 nucleotides long. RefSeq lists its product as uncharacterized. The coding region runs from base 1 to 417 and encodes 138 amino acids. The record is from RefSeq and is a predicted model, not a curated record. The transcript is spliced from 2 exons. Lineage: Eukaryota; Fungi; Ascomycota; Eurotiomycetes; Chaetothyriales; Herpotrichiellaceae.
AUGGCUGACUGCCUCAUCACUUCAAUUGUCUUCCAGUGUGUGAAUGUCAGUCUCAGCAUCCGGGCCUUCGAUGUUGCAUCAGGGUCGAACGCCUGGAACCCCCCUUUUUACCUUUUUGCCGGCCACCGCUUGAUCCAGUUUGCACUUGCGGCCAGACAGAUCCGGGCUGCGACACGUCCAUGGGCUCCGCCACACGCCAUCGAAGGCUUUGUGGAGGCUACGCAAGUACGGCACUUGCGCUGUAAAGCCUUCGGACGAGUCAAGUUGAUCACGGGCGUUCUAUCAGCCUUCAUCACACGGCUGCUGUUGGUUUCACAGUCGUCCACGUCAUGGAUCAGUGCUUUCAAUUCGCAAUUUGGAGAUUUUUCUUGCAAGUCCUGGCAAGCGACAGCGACAACUCCAAAAGCACCACCAUGA